GGGAAGUGGAUUGUGUAAGGUGGCUUGUUUUUGGGUAUAGAUGUCCCACCACUCUUGACUAUAAUUAAGCACCAAUUCACCAAACCUUGUAAAGUUGUAAGUCUCUCACCUCUUUCUCUCUCUCUCCUCUCCAACAUAUAUUCACAAUACACCAAGAAUCACACAGAAUUAUAGAAUCCUUCUUCCUCCCUCACUCCAUUUUGUUGUCCUUUUUUUAAAAAAAAUUAACCAAAACUUCAAAAGAAAAGAUGAAUAUUAGUCCUACAAUUAAACCAAGAUUAUUAUCCCAGUACAAUAAUAUCCUAAACUACACACGUGUCCUUCUCCUAUUUGUUCUCUUUUUGAGCUGGGUUUCCCGGCCCACUUACGCUUACAAAACAUUCGGGUUCGAACUCCACCACAGAUUCUCUGAUCCAGUUAACCGGAUUCUCGACGCCGGAGAUAACUUACCGGAUAAGGGGACUACCGGUUACUUCGCCGCCUUAGCUCACCGUGAUCUUGCCGUUCAUGGCCGCCGACUUUCAUCCUCCUCCGGCGAUUCUCACACUCCUCUUACCUUCUCCUCCGGCAACACUACUUAUCGCAUCAGCUUCUUUGGAUUCUUGCAUUAUGCAAAUGUGACGAUAGGGACACCGGGAUCAUCGUUUCUGGUGGCGUUAGACACUGGAAGUGACCUGUUUUGGUUACCUUGUGACUGUAUCAAGUGUGUCAAGGGAGUCAAAAUUAACUCUGAUGAGCUAGACUUCAGCAUUUACAGCCUCAAUACGUCGUCCUCGGGGACAAAAGUUCCUUGCAACAGUCCUCUGUGUGCACAUAAAACAACAUGUCCAGUUUCUCCCAGCAUGUGUCCCUACAGAGUCAUGUAUCUCUCUUCUAACACAUCUUCUUCUGGGUACUUAGUAGAGGAUGUUUUGCAUCUAACUGCCGAUGAUAAUCCUUCUAAGCCUAUUGGUGCAAAAAUUCCUUUCGGUUGCGGUAAAGUUGAGACUGGUUCAUUUUUGGACGGUGGAGCUCCCAAUGGUUUACUUGGGCUUGGUCUGGAUACUAUAUCAUUGCCUAGCAUGUUAUCUAGUCAGAAAAUUGCUGCAAAUUCUUUCUCCAUGUGUUUUGGAGAUGAUGGGUUGGGGAGAAUCACUUUUGGAGAUAAAGGCAGCUCGGAUCAAAGUGAAACACCUUUCAACCUUAGAAAGAUAAAUCCGCAUUACAAUGUUAGCAUAACACAGAUAAGCAUGGGAAAGAAAGUCUCUCAGGUCGAUGGUCUUUAUGCAAUUUUUGAUACCGGGACUUCAUUCACGUACCUAAAUGACCCAGUUUAUUCACUAAUUGCUGAAAAAUUUGAUGCCCACAUAAAAGAUAAGAGAGACACAUCUCAAUCUGACAUUCCUUUCGAGUACUGUUAUGAGUUAAGUUCAAGCCAAAGUGGCCCAAAUACCCCUCCCAUCAAUCUGAAAAUGGAUGGUGGAGACCAAUUCUCUGUUACUGAUCCUACAGUGACGGUUUCAGUUAUGACUGGAAACAUUUACUGCUUGGGAAUUGUCAAAAGUGAAGACGUAAAUAUCAUUGGCCAGAACUUCAUGACUGGCUAUCGUGUAGUAUUUGAUCGUGAAAGAAUGGUGUUGGGAUGGAAGGCAUCAAACUGUAGCGAAGCUCUGGAGUCAAGCAUGCUUCCAUUAAGUCCUGAGAGUCCCCAUCAAGUUCCUCCAAUAUCUUCCAUUGAACCUCAAGCCAUACAACAAAAUGGUUCUCAUAUAACCGGGGCAUCAUCAACUUCGAGACAUAACUUCUCUCAUUUUAAUCUCUGGACAAGCACACUCGUGUUGUCCAUCCUUCAAGUUUUAUCAAUUAUUUGGUAAAUUCAUUUCCCAUGAGAUUUCCUGAUAGUCUUAGAUUAUUACUGAUUGGUUCAUGCAUUAUAUUUGGAAGGGGUAGAUUACAUCUAAUUCGAGCCCGUCUGUCUUUUUCUAGCUGUAGUUUCAGUUUUGUUUAGCCUCUUAAUUAUUUUUGGUUGCGGCCUUUUUAUAGCCUGGUAUUGUGUAUAUAUAGAGUAUUUUAGCUACAGAAAUAACAUUGUAUAUCAUAAUAUGUAAUGUAUUAAUGUGCUAUUUUUUGCA
Messenger RNA from Spinacia oleracea (spinach), 2111 nucleotides. RefSeq names its product aspartyl protease family protein 1. Gene Ontology annotation, molecular function: aspartic-type endopeptidase activity. The transcript has 10 exons. The record is from RefSeq and is a predicted model, not a curated record. NCBI's taxonomy places the organism in Eukaryota, Viridiplantae, Streptophyta, Magnoliopsida, Caryophyllales, Amaranthaceae. Bases 249 to 1853 code for a protein of 534 amino acids. Gene Ontology annotation, biological process: proteolysis.